This is a messenger RNA of Macrosiphum euphorbiae (potato aphid), 1599 nucleotides long. Lineage: Eukaryota; Metazoa; Arthropoda; Insecta; Hemiptera; Aphididae. The record is from the annotation of a GenBank genome assembly.
AUGUGCGUGACCGACGAUGGCGGCGGUUACACGGACGACCGACAACAACAUCAGCAACCAUUCCAACAACAGCACCGUCAGCACCAACACCACCACCAGCAGCAGCAACAACGACAACAACAUCGACUGCAAGCGGCGAAGGUGGACGAACGUGGUGGCCGGCAGCAUCAUUCGGAAAAGUUCGCCGUACAGACGGACAUGGCCGAAACCGGUGCGAGCGCCACCGAAGUCUUAGUCUUCACGGCCGCGGACGCGCUAAAAGAAGACAGCAACGGACCGCCGCCGCUGCUGUCCAACUUGUCCGUGUCGGCCGCCACGUACGCCACUGGUGCAGCUGAACACGCCGCGUCGCCACAAGUACGAGUGUCGUCCAUGCCCUUCGGGCAGCUAAAUUACGUGUCGGGCUCUAACGUUAUGACCGCCGACUCGUUGCAGCUUUCGGGAUCACAUGAUUUAAAACCUCUCUUGUGCUUGGAUAAUAGAUUUUUUAAGUGUGAUACACCCACUCAAGUUAAUGGUGAUACGUGGCAAACUGUAGUUCCAGCCGAAGAUGGCGCUUUCAAACCUGCCCAUAUUGUACUUGGACCAGAUAACUCGACUACUAAUAAUUUUCACAAAGAAGAGACUGAUCAAGGUGUAUCAUCCCCAAAUACAGCACCUUGUUAUUCAUAUACCGAAGCUGCCAAGUUGCCAGUAUUAUCAGUACGAUGCAAAACCACUAAUGCAGAGCUGCAUAAAAAAAAAUUUGGUUCUGGCGGUCGAGGCAAGUGUAUUAAAUUUGAAAACCAUUGGUACACACCUAGCGAGUUUGAAGCCCUUUGUGGGAGGGCUUCUAGUAAAGACUGGAAAAGAAGUAUACGAUUUGGUGGCCGUAGUUUGCAAAAAUUAAUAUACGAUGGAGUUUUAGUACCACAUGCUAUGAGUUGUACAUGUGCAGCCUGCUGUGAUGACGAAUCUGCUACUGGCCCCAUACGACUGUAUACUCCAUACAAACGAAUAAGUAUCAAAAACCAUUCGUCUAGUCAUUCAAAAAAGAAAAAAAUUGAAGAUGGUAUAACUCUUAGUAAUGAUGAAGAUAGUUGUGAAAGCAGGAUAGGUGUAUCAUUAGACAAUGUAGAUUUCGAUAUAAAUGAUGAUGAAUCCAUACUUCUACAGACUGGUGAUAUUUCUCAAGCUGAAAUUGUUCAAUCAAAUGAUUCAAUAGAAGAUAUGUUUAAAAAGUUAGAAAAUAUGUCAUCAAGAAUGAUUAAAAUGGCUCACCAUUUUCGUAACUCUAUGCGUGUUGCUAAGUACAAAUGGAGUACGGAAAAACAGGAGUUGUUAGCAAAACUUAAGAAGGCCAAUGAGAAUUCUAUAGAAAAUAGGAAUGAUUUUGACAUGGAGACAAUUUCAAGUGUGGCGGCAGCAUUACAGCCAAGUUAUCAUUAUACACCACAUGCUAAAAAGUGUGCCAAUUGCAAUAGAGAUGCAUAUGCAGAAUGUUCUUUGUGUCGACGUACGCCAUAUUGCUCUACGUUUUGUCAAACUAAAGACUGGAGCAAUCAUCAAGUGGAUUGCAUCAAGGGGAGCAUUAUGGUCAUUGUACAAACUCAAGAAUGA